Messenger RNA from Pistacia vera, 1516 nucleotides. Its product is annotated as protein DJ-1 homolog D-like. The record is from RefSeq and is a predicted model, not a curated record. The transcript is spliced from 5 exons. NCBI's taxonomy places the organism in Eukaryota, Viridiplantae, Streptophyta, Magnoliopsida, Sapindales, Anacardiaceae. Bases 106 to 1281 code for a protein of 391 amino acids.
AAAACAAAAAGUCAACAUCUUACACAAGAUAGACCAUGUAUAAGAUGGGCUGAGCUUAAAAAUCAUCAUCAGUGGAGCUGAAGCAGAAUUUGUUUGAGAAUAGAAAUGGCGAAUAGCAGAGGCAAGAAAAGUGUUUUGCUACUAUGUGGAGAUUACAUGGAAGAUUAUGAGGCCAUGGUUCCGUUUCAAGCUUUACUGGCUUACGGAGUCUCCGUUCAUGCCGUCUGCCCUGGCAAAAAGGCCGGUGAUGUUUGCCGCACCGCUGUUCAUGAAGUUUCAGGCCAUCAGACAUAUUCUGAGUCACGUGGUCACAACUUUGCGCUCAAUGCAACAUUUGGUGAAAUUGAGUUCAGUGCGUAUGAUGGGUUGAUCAUUCCAGGAGGACGAGCUCCAGAGUAUCUUGCUAUGGAUGAAUCUGUUUUAGAUUUGGUGAGAAAAUUUUCCAUCUCAGGAAAGCCCAUUGCAUCCAUUUGCCAUGGGCAAUUAAUAUUGGCGGCUGCAGGCACAGUUAAAGGUCAAAAGUGCACAGCAUACCCUCCUGUGAAACCUGCUCUCAUUGAUGCAGGUGCAUCUUGGGUAGAGCCAGAAACCCUGGCUGCUUGUGUUGUUGAUGGUAAUCUUAUUACUGGGGCUACUUAUGAGGGGCAUCCUGAGUUCAUUCGGCUGUUUGUUAAAGCACUAGGUGGCACCAUAACUGGUUCAAAUAAGAGGAUCUUAUUUCUUUGUGGGGAUUAUAUGGAAGACUACGAGGUAAUUGUUCCUUUUCAGUCCCUUCAAGCACUAGAGUGCCAUGUUGAUGCAGUUUGCCCCAAGAAAAAGGCUGGUGACAAAUGCCCAACUGCUAUCCAUGAUUUUGAAGGUGACCAAACUUACAGUGAGAAGCCGGGCCAUAAUUUCACCCUUACAGCUAACUUUGAAGGUGUAAAUGCCUCAAGUUAUGAUGCUCUUGUCAUCCCUGGAGGUCGAGCGCCAGAAUAUCUGGCUCUGAAUGAAACAGUGCUUGCAUUAGUUAAGAAAUUCAUGGAAUCCAAGAAGCCAGUUGCAUCAAUUUGCCAUGGACAGCAGAUUUUAGCUGCAGCUGGUGUUCUAAAGGGAAAGAAAUGUACUGCAUACCCUGCAGUUAAGCUUAAUGUGGUGUUGGCAGGGGCAACAUGGAUAGAACCUGAUCCGAUAGACCGUUGCUUUACUGACGGGAAUUUGGUAACUGGAGCAGCAUGGCCAGGACACCCAGAAUUCAUCUCUCAGUUGAUGGGGUUGCUUGGAAUCCAGGUUGUGUUCUAGGUGGUCUUCACCGUGCUAUCAGUGUGCUUGCAUGCACAUAAGUGUUGACCAUUUGGUGUGUAAAAAUAAAUGUGUUGACCAUUUGGUGUGUAAAAAUAAAUGUUUCCAGCAUUUGAUGCUGUUUAUCCUAGAGAUGGCUUUGAAUGUUUGGGUCUAGUUGCAUUUCUGGAGUUGUGCUUUUUGGAGGAAUUUUGCUGUUUACUUUGUUAAAGAUAAUCUACCCUAAAUCUGAUCA